Messenger RNA from Symbiodinium necroappetens, 423 nucleotides. The record is from the annotation of a GenBank genome assembly. NCBI's taxonomy places the organism in Eukaryota, Dinophyceae, Suessiales, Symbiodiniaceae.
AUGGAAGCUUGGGGAGACGUAUUCUCCCAGCUUGCCAGCUCGUGUCGCAUUGCCGUUGACUUGUUGACAGGAAACUUGAGCUGCUGCGAGGCCAACACGGUCGUCGAAGAAGAGGUCACCGUUGGCAGCAGUUUGAAGAACAGCGAGGACCAGAACGAGGAGGAUACAGCCGAGUGUGUUGGGCUGGGUCCUAAUGCCUUUCUGUGCACGCCAAGAAAGGCAACUGAUCCAACCAGGAUGAUGUUAACACCAUCGACUGUGUGCUCGGACGAGGAGGAGGCAGAAGCCGUGACGUUCAAGAGCCAGGGCGCGCCUGGUCUCAGCGAGCUUCCUGCGGAGCUCACCAGAAACGUGGCAGGUUUUCUCCACGUUAAUGGUUGCGUAUCUCUCCGCGCUGCCUCCCGUGACGAAUCCUUGAAGAAG